This is a messenger RNA of Pygocentrus nattereri (red-bellied piranha), 2998 nucleotides long. It is a transcript of the gene tysnd1, whose product is annotated as trypsin like peroxisomal matrix peptidase 1. NCBI's taxonomy places the organism in Eukaryota, Metazoa, Chordata, Actinopteri, Characiformes, Serrasalmidae. Gene Ontology annotation, biological process: protein processing; regulation of fatty acid beta-oxidation. The transcript has 4 exons. Bases 246 to 1955 code for a protein of 569 amino acids. Gene Ontology annotation, cellular component: peroxisome. Gene Ontology annotation, molecular function: serine-type endopeptidase activity. The record is from RefSeq and is a predicted model, not a curated record.
UUCUAAACCAGUGACAACAACGCCUGAAGAGUCUCCUCUCUGCCCUAAAACGCGGAUCAGUCUGAGUCUGUUCUAAAGCCUCUAAACCGAAUAUGCUGAAUGUCGCCUGCUGAGUCUUUUACUGCUUUUUACCGUUCUCCGCGGGUCUUUCUAGGUUCAUAGCUAAUGGUGGGCGGUUUUCAGUCAUUUCAGACUAAUAGCUGCACUAGCAUGUCACUGUCACUGGGGUUAAAGUUCAUCUCACUAUGCUAGUACUGAGUCAGAACUGCUCUAACGAGACCAACACAACAGACUUACAAAUUACAAUAGAGGCAGAACAGACCUCAGAAUCGGUACUGUCUCGUAUUCCCGUGGAGAGCGCGGUGUUUAUAAGCGAAAGGGAAAUGUCAGUGGAGCGGACUUGCUGUGUGGUCACUGUUUCAGAGAGCAGCUGCAGGCCGAGGCUGCGGAAUCCGCUGAGCUGUAGCGGAGUCAUUUUGAGCGAGCAGUCUGGAAUUGUGGUGUGCAGCGGUCUGCUGUUUUCUCCUUUCUUAAUCGACAAAGACUGCAUAAGCCCAAACCUAACAGCACUGCAUGCUAAUAACUUUAGUAACAACAUGCAAGUUUCCAUAUAUCAUGCAGAUAUGACAGCAGACGAAUGCACAGGCAAGCUGAGCAUAAAGAAUGGACACCAAAGGCCACCCCAAAACGCUGAGCUUCUAAUGAUGGUGAACUGCAUGGAGUUUCAGAAGACUUUUCAGUCAAUAUUCACUGAAGCAGAAAAGUGGAACUUCUAUAGUGGUGACGAGGACGCUGAAAUUCUCUUCGACUCCAAUUUUUUAAGUUGGUUUGCAGUCCUCAGAAUGCCUGGCCUGGCCACAGGUACCCCCAGUGGUACGCUACUUUGGGUAAAGAGCACAUCCCUUAUAAAGGGCCAUUCUGUCCUUGCCUGUGGCUCUCCAUUUGGUUCAUUCUGUCCAGAUCUCUUCAUGAGUACCCUUAGCAAAGGCAUCGUGAGUAAUUUGGCAGGGGAGGAGAAUGCACUGAUCUUGACUGAUGCCCGCUGUCUGCCUGGCACUGAAGGCGGAGGCCUAUUUGUCAUUAAUGGAGACGUGCAACAUCUUGUGGGUCUUAUCACUUCACCGCUGUGUUGGAAGUCGAAUGAAUGGAUUGGCCUGUCAUUAGUGUGUUCUUUCCACUUAAUUUUGAGAAACAUACUACAGGCUGUAACUUCUCAUCAGUCACUGAGAGAAAUCUCAGCAUUCAUGGAUAUUCCUCAAGUCUCAUCCAAUGCAAACCAAAAGCCAGCCACUGAAAAGUACCCCAUGGUGGCUGUGGUUGAAAGUGGCCAGCUGUGGGGAUCUGGAAUACUCCUAAAUCCAAAUAUAGUUUUAACCUGCAGACAUGUGGUCAAUGGGAAAACAUUGCUACAAGUCAGAGUCAAUGCCAGGGAAAGGUUUCUCACAGUGACUGGUCGGGUACUCUACUCUUCAAAGACAUCUUCUCCAUAUGAUGUAGCUGUGGUGGAGCUUCAGGAGCCCUAUUCAGAUGUUGUGGUGCCACAAUUAGCUACAAGUUAUCACCUGGGUGAAGAUGUGGUUGUGUUGGGUUAUGGUGCAUUGGGUAAAACCUGUGGCCCCUCAGUGACCUCAGGGAUCCUUUCCAGAGUCAUCACCCAGAAAAACAAGCCAGUGAUGCUUCAAACCACAUGUGCAGUGCAGUGUGGAGCCAGUGGUGGUGCUGUUAUCCGUGCCAGCACUGGGGAGUUGAUGGGUAUCAUGUCCAGCAAUACAAGAGACUUUGCAGCAAAGACUACGUAUCCUCACUUAAACUUCAGCAUCCCUCUUUCUGUUUUGGAGCCACUACUGGGCCGCUUUGACCAGACAGGAGAUGCUUCUGUGUUUCAGGUUUUGGAUAGUGUAGAGGAUGAGGUUAGGAGAGUGUGGAGACUUCAGAUUCCACAGAGUAAGCUAUGAAUAUUUCCUUUUUAUUCAUAUAGAAAGUGCAAAUGUUCACCUUACCAACUAUUUGCCUAUUAUUACAUUCCCACCACAGCAUUCAUAGACAGAUUACUCUACCUUUGAGUGCUGACGGUUCAGUCUACUGUAAAAGUAGAAAAGUCUGUUGAUGUCUGACUUACUCUGUAUAGCUUUAAGUAAAUAAAAGAUAUUUUGAGGACAUUUUGACUGUUGUCCAUAGGUACUGGAAGUGAUAAUGAAAGAUUAGAGAGACUAAUUCCUAAUAAUUCUAUUUUGAUAAAGGAAAAAUCAGUGUAGAUUGUAUCAAGCAGUUAUAACAUAUUACAUUCCCAAAUUAAGUGUACUGUUUCAGUAUUGAAAAGGGGAUAUAAAUGAACAUAGUGAUAUAAAAUGGACUUUUCCUUUAUAACCGAAGACUGAAUUUCUUUGUAACCAGGAAUUGUUAAAAGUCAACCAUGAGACUAGCAGUUAGGCAGUAAUAAGUGAGUUACAGCUGUGAUGCAGUGAAUUAAGUUGCAAAUGUAUGACAAACUAUAUGAAAAGCCUCUAAAAUACAUUUGUUUCUCCUUGUAACAUAGUGCUUCACUUGGUUGAUAUCAAAUCAGCCAUGAAAUAGGUGCAGAACAUUGGAGAGUUUAAAGUGCAAGUGCCUAAGAGAUGUGCUUAUUCAUGCACAGCAUUCUCAUAUAUUACUUCUGCCUUAGGAGAUAGUGUGGCCAUUUGAAUGAAAGUUAGUGAAUAUGGGGAAAACCAUAUUAGAAAAAAAGCCAGAUUGAAAAGACAUGCUGCUGUGCUGCCUUCGGCAUUCCUCUCUGAUUGAAGACAAAGCACUGAUUAUUGCUGUUGUGCAUGACACAUUUUUACUGGUCCAUUAAUUCCAGAGAAGGUAUGUAUCUAGCUAACUAGACCUUUCAUAGUCUUGACCAGGAAAUCAAAAUAAAGUCUGUAAAGCGUCACAUUUCUCCAUGCACAUCUUCACUGUUGCAUGUGUCUUCACAUUGUAACAAUGCCUCAUUAAAUGUAUUUAUUUUUCCCCCAAA